Molecule: messenger RNA, 3398 nt
Organism: Triplophysa dalaica
Lineage: Eukaryota; Metazoa; Chordata; Actinopteri; Cypriniformes; Nemacheilidae
Gene: ablim1a
Product: actin binding LIM protein 1a
Biological process (GO): cilium assembly; lamellipodium assembly; cytoskeleton organization
Cellular component (GO): actin cytoskeleton; stress fiber
Molecular function (GO): actin filament binding
Source: RefSeq, a predicted model, not a curated record
CAUCCUUCAGCUCAAUGGAUGUUGAAUGCGCACUGCUGGACGACACCGGUGAGCGUCAUCCUCCCACAUCAUCACUCAGACACGCAGCAUCAGGACCGGACACGCUGUUCUUAGAAAUGUCUGUGCGCGUGGGCCACACACAAGAAACUCAUCAUCAGACGGAGAAGCCUUUAAUACGGUGUGCUAAAUGUGGAGAUGUGUGUAAAGGAGAGGUGUUACGAGUGCAGGCCAAACAUUUCCAUAUCAAGUGCUUCACAUGCAAAGUAUGCGGCUGCGAUCUGGCUCAGGGAGGUUUCUUCAUGAAGAAUGGAGAAUACAUGUGCACUCUCGACUAUCAGCGCAUCCACGGCACCCGCUGUAACAUCUGCGGAGAGUUCGUGGAGGGGGAGGUGGUGACCGCACUCGGAAAGACCUACCACCCAGCAUGCUUUGUGUGCACGAUCUGCAAGAGGCCAUUCCCUGCUGGAGACAGAGUGACAUUCAAUGGCAAGGACUGUUUGUGUCAGUACUGUGCUCAGUCCACGUCUCCAGGCCCCACCAAAGACAUCACAGGCCCCAGCAACUGUGCGGGCUGUGGCAGGGAUAUUAAGAACGGUCAGGCUCUGUUGGCUCUGGAGCGUCAGUGGCACUUGGGCUGUUUUAAAUGUAAAGCUUGUGCCAAAGUACUGACUGGAGAGUACAUCAGCAAGGAUGGCGCCCCCUACUGUGAGCGAGAUUACCAGACACUGUUUGGAGUACAGUGUGAGGCAUGCCAGGAGUUCAUCACUGGUAAAGUGUUGGAGGCAGGGGACAAGCACUAUCACCCCAGCUGUGCCCGCUGCAGCAGGUGUAACCAGAUGUUUACAGAAGGAGAGGAGAUGUAUCUUCAAGGGUCGACUGUUUGGCAUCCAAGCUGUAAGCACUCACCUAGAGCCGAGGAUAGACGGAGGCUAUUGCCCACAUCUCUAGCUUUCAUCAGCAAAACAGAAAGGCAGCCGACACGCUUAUCGUCUGAGAGUAUAUGUUCCAGACCUGGCUCAAGCCUACCUAGCUCACCAGGUCACACCAUAUACGCAAAAGUAGACAAUGAGAUCCUUGAUUACAGAGAUUUAGCAGCCAUUCCCAAAGUCAAAGCCAUUUAUGACAUUGAGCGUCCAGAUCUAAUCAACUAUGAGCCUCUUUAUACCACAUCACUGGAUGAGUCGGAGGAGAGAGAGAGUGUGGGAGAGCUCCAGAGCACCAGGAGAGAAUGUUCACCCAUGCCAGAUGACAGAACCAGGUCUCCUACACCAACCACUGAGGGUUAUUAUGACAUGAGAGAACGCAUUCUUCAGAGAUCUACGAGUCAGGGCUCCAUCGGCUCACCCAUUUACAGCCGCUACAAUUACACACCAACCCUGUUACGCUCACCACAACACUUCCACAGACCUGGCACUGAGCCGUCCAGCGGUCGGAGUUCUCCAGGGGCCAGCACCCCUCCUCUCCCCCUGACCCCUAAACAUUUUCACCUGCCAGAUCAAGGGUUGAACAUCUACAGAAAACUACCCAUCUACAAACAGCAUGCCCAGAGCAAGUCGGCUGAUGACAUCAUCAAAUCAGCCAAAUUCCCCUCCGCGAACGCCCCCGGUCCAGACAACCCAGCAAAGACAGAGACCGACAGCUGGUCAUCCACAGUCUCCCAUGCUUUCCUAGUGACGGACGGGAGAAGAAGAUCACGAGAAGAGGAUGAGGUCGAGCAGCAGAAGCGAAGACAACUUCAGGAAGAACAUCUCAACAGGAUCCAGUCUGGUUUAGGCAAGAUGAUUCUGAAGGAGGAAAUGGAAAAGGAGCAGAUCCGUGAGCGUCACGCACGGAGCCUGUCAGCACCACGUUCUGAUCCGGAUCAUUCCGGUGCUAAUGCAGAUCAAAGCUCACCUUCUAAAAUGGGAUCAUUGCCUGGAUAUGGACGAAAUUCACUUCAUCGGCCUCAGUCCACUGACUUCACUCAGUAUUACAGCUAUGGGGAUGUUUGUGGUGGAAUAAGGGAAUUUCAGAACAUACAGGAUGGCCAUCGCUCAGCCUUCAGAAUGGACAGAGGAGUUUCUAUGCCUAACAUGCUGGAACCAAAAGUGUAUCCAUACGAAAUGCUGGUAAGCCGCAGCCGCUCAAAGCUUCCCAGAGAUGUGGACAGAACUCGACUAGAGCGUCAUCUGGCUCCAGAAAAGUUCUUCGAAAGCUUUGGGAUGGAAAUCAAGGAAUUCGACCGCUUACCUCUCUGGAAACGUAAUGAACUGAAGAAGAAAGCCAAACUCUUCUAAACAGGAACUAACAUGUCUACAUGUGCUCACGUUAUAUAUCAUACCGCUUUAUUCUCCUGUUUUUGAUUUUCAAUUGCUCCUAAUGGAGGUCAAAGCUGUAUUGCAAAACUGUAGCCAUAAGAUUCCUUCAUUCUUCAGUCUCAUCAUAGGACGUCUUUUUUCUUUAAUACGAGGUUCCAUAUAUUUACUCACCACCUCUCGACUCUCUACUUUAAUCUCUGUAUGCUUUUGUUUCAUUUUCUUUCUCUAAAAGCAAGUUUUCCUUGUUCUUGUAAAUUUUGCUCAUGCUGAUAAGAAUGUUAUCUUUGUAAGUUGUAUCUGUUUAAUUCACACUCCCACUAAAGAAUCUUCACUUUGCUUCAUUUUUCGUUCAGGGAAGGAUUGUAGAAGUCUCACUAUGUGUGUGCCUGUGUCUUUUUCUUCCUGUUCAUGUAAAACACUUCAGAAACGUUUCAAUUUAAUCCAUAUCGACACGUAUCCAUAUAUUUACCCUUUACUCCUGUACCAGCCUCUUAAUAUAUUAAAGAAUAGUCCACACCGAAAUUAAAAAUCUGUCAUUUUUAUUUACCCUCAUGUUGUUUUAAACGGACACGCGAGGGUGAAUAAAUGACACAGAUUUCUAUGUGAACCUUUGCUUUAAUUAAAGGUGCGUUGUGCAAUUUCAACACCACUAGUUUCAUUCUGAUGCCACUGGAGGUGCAGACGUUACACACUUCAUCUAAACUGUCAGAUCAAUGCUGAUGUUCACUCUCUAGUAUACUGUAUAUUAAAAAAGUAGAAUACAAAGGUAAAAAUGUAAAAUAUGAACUGCGUGACUUUUAUAUAGAGUUGAUACUCAUACUGCCAAUUGUAUUUCUGAGAAACGGGAAAUGUUUCAAAUCGAUAAAACCAAAAGGUGAAAAUCUUCAGUCUCCAGCCGUUUUUAAAUUCAUCCACAUGAAUCACAUCAGACUGAUGACUCCAUUAUGUUAUCUUGUUCAUGCACACUACACAGGACUAACUGGAAUCACGGGCAUUGAUACUUCAGCAGGACCAAAUCAAAACAGAAACUCGAGUGAAAACAUUCCCAUUGAACACAAUCAAGUACAGCUACAGGUCUGAAUAAAAGAAAUACAUCUACUU